UUUAACACUUCCUGUUGAAAUAUUGCAGAGAAACACGAGUUCUCAAAAACAUUUUGUUAAAAUCGAGAUGGCAGAGAUUGACUUGAGCGAUGCUGAGAAAAUAUAUAUUAUACACGGCGUACAAGACAACUGUCGAGAAGAUGGGAGGGGAUGUGAAGAUUACAGACACAUUGAAUUAGAAACUGGACUGCUCUCCAAUACAACAGGAUCUGCACGUGUCAGGCUGGCAAAUACGGAUAUUCUUGCUGGAGUUAAAGCUGAACUUGAUAAACCUUCACCAGAUAAACCAAAUAAAGGGAGGCUGGAGUUUUUUGUUGACUGUUCAGCUAAUGCCACCCCUGUGUUUGAAGGAAGAGGGGGCGAGGAAUUGGCAGCGGAAAUUGGGAACAUUCUGACCAGAACCUAUGAUUGUCCUAGCUGCUUUGAUUUGGAAGCAUUGUGCAUCAUUCCCGAGGAGCAGUGCUGGGUUUUAUAUGUUGAUGUUCUUUUGCUAGAAUGUGGAGGAAACUUGUUUGAUGUUGCAUCAGUUGCAGUAAAGGCAGCCCUUUACAACACAAAAAUUCCCAAAGUGACAGUCAGUAGAGAUGAAGGUCUGGUGGAACUGGAUAUUUCUGAUGAUCCUUAUGAUGUACAGAGGGUUGAAAUCCAAUCAUCUCCAUGCAUUGUCACAGUUUGUAAGAUUGGACACUCGCAUAUCGUUGAUGCCAGUCUAAAGGAAGAAGCUUGUUGUUUAGCCAGAUUAACAAUGGGUGUGACAGAGAAGGGGACAGUGACAGGACUGAGGAAAGACGGGAGUGGAAGUCUAGACCCCGCCAGUGUGGAGGAUAUGAUGCAGACAGGAAAAAGAGUUGGUGAACUCCUAAAUAAAAGCUUGAUGGAAUCACUUUUGAAGAAGGAAAGACAGGGCUCCAAGAGAAAACCUGUUGGAUUUCUGAAAUAGAAGCCUGAAAAAGUAUGAAUAGAGAUGAUAUAUAACAUCACAGGUAACAGUGAUUUUGAACAUUAACAAAGUGAUCUUCAAGGUCUACGGUGGAGAAAGCUUUUCAAGGACACAAGUGUGCUGCUUAUUCAGAAUGCAGUCAGAAAGUGGAAUAUGAUGAAACAGGCAAAUCAUGACAAUAAUAAGUGCAUAUUAUAUAAUGCAUGUGUAUAUAAGUAGUAUAACAUCAAAUUGUGUAAAUGAAGGGGCUUGUUGAUGCAAUAAUAUGUUAUAUCAAUUGUUAUUUUUAUUAUUUUAUCAUGGAAUAAAUUGAAAAUA
Molecule: messenger RNA, 1258 nt
Organism: Saccostrea cuccullata (small rock oyster)
Lineage: Eukaryota; Metazoa; Mollusca; Bivalvia; Ostreida; Ostreidae
Product: exosome complex component RRP42-like
Biological process (GO): nuclear mRNA surveillance; U4 snRNA 3'-end processing; nuclear polyadenylation-dependent mRNA catabolic process
Cellular component (GO): nuclear exosome (RNase complex); cytoplasmic exosome (RNase complex)
Molecular function (GO): mRNA 3'-UTR AU-rich region binding
Source: RefSeq, a predicted model, not a curated record